UACGACGCAUACUGGAAUCGAAUGCUGGACGUAUCCCUAAGAUCCCCAAGGGAUUGACCAACACCAACCAUUUCAUCGUAUUCCUUCAUUAACCAAUUUNUUGUCAAUUUUAUAUCAUUUAUUCCUUACGUUUCAUUCUUACCACUGCAGGCAAUUGGAACGUUCACCAAUGAACUCGGAGGAAAUGGCGUCCGCAAGCCCUUAUAGCACAGAGUUAUUCCAGGUUCUUUGGGGUAGUAACAGGCAUGUAGGUUGUGCAACUCAACUUUGCAAUGGAUUUUACUUCACUUCUUAUGUUUCGCCUUGCUUCAGAGUGAACGUCGUCGGAGCUAGCAUCUACCCUAUUGGUGCAGUAUGCAGCGCUUGUCCAACAGGUUCAAACAAUUGCGAUGGAGCUGUUGGUCUCUGUUCCUACUAA
This is a messenger RNA of Angiostrongylus costaricensis, 418 nucleotides long. The record is from the annotation of a GenBank genome assembly. NCBI's taxonomy places the organism in Eukaryota, Metazoa, Nematoda, Chromadorea, Rhabditida, Metastrongylidae.